GAUUUUUGCAGGUGUUGGGGUGAGGCCGUGAGGGUGACAGAGGAGUGUGUUGUGACGGCAGCCGGCCGGUGUUUACAUCAGCCUCGUGGGGAAACCGUCACGUAUAACAGCCUGUCAUAAGGGCGAGUCCCCAGUGUUUCCUCUAGCACCCAGUCUAAGAUGUCUCGUAAAAAACUGGAAGACCUGUUGUCCAUAGAGUCAUUAAUUCAGAAACAGUGGGAUGAGGCAAAAAUCUUCGAGGAGGAUGCCCCAACAGAAGGAGGAUGCAGUGGCAAGGAGACGUUCAUGGCAACAUUCCCUUACCCUUAUAUGAAUGGCCGCCUCCACUUGGGGCACACAUUCUCUCUCAGCAAAUGUGAGUUUGCUGUUGGGUACCAACGCAUGAAAGGGAAAAAAUGCCUGUUUCCCUUUGGACUCCACUGUACAGGCAUGCCAAUAAAAGCUAGUGCCGACAAGCUGAAAAGAGAACUUGCUGACUUUGGCUGCCCACCUAGCUUUCCUGAAGACAAUGAUGAUGACAAGCAGGUUACACAGCCUCAGGAGGUAACUCUUAAAGACAAAGCUAAGGGUAAAAAGAGUAAAGUUGCUGCCAAAACUGGAGGCAUUAAAUACCAGUGGCAGAUUAUGCAAAGUCUAGGGAUUGAAGAUGAGGAGAUUCAAAAGUUUACUGAUGAAGAUUACUGGCUGAAGUAUUUUCCCCCUCAUUGUGUAAAGGAUCUGAAAAGAGUAGGACUCCACACAGAUUGGAGGAGGUCUUUCAUUACAACAGAUAGAAACCUCUUUUACGACUCCUUUGUUCGAUGGCAGUUCAUUCGUCUUAAAGAGAGAGGAAAGAUCCAGUUUGGAAAAAGGUAUACAAUAUAUUCUCCAAAGGAUGGUCAACCAUGCAUGGAUCAUGAUCGGUCAUCGGGAGAAGGUGUAGGUCCACAAGAGUACACGCUUGUCAAGAUGAGAGUUCAAGAACUCUCAGGAAAGUUAGCAGCCUUGGCUCCAAAGCCAGUGUUCCUAGUAGCUGCUACUCUGAGACCAGAGACGAUGUAUGGACAAACCAACUGUUGGCUUGGACCAGACUUGACAUACAUAGCUGUGGAAACAAAUGAGGGCGAAGUUGUUUUGUGUACACGCAGAGCAGCAAGGAAUAUGGCUUUCCAAGGUAUGUUAAGUGUAGAAAAUGAGGUGAAGCCAAUAUUGGAAGUUAAGGGCCUUGAACUAAUGGGGACAAAACUUAAUGCACCCCUUACCAGUUAUAAGACUAUCUAUACCUUACCCAUGCUGACAGUGAAGGAAGAGAAAGGCACAGGAGUUGUAACUUCUGUACCAUCUGAUGCUCCUGAUGAUUUUGCAGCACUUGUGGACCUUAAGAAUAAACCAGCACUGCGUGAGAAGUAUGGCAUUACUGAAGAAAUGGUAAAUGUAGAGCCACUCCCAAUUAUUGAUGUACCAGAGUAUGGUUCCCUAAGUGCUCCAUCAGUUUGUCAAAUGAUGGGAAUCAAGUCUCAGAAUGACCGUGACAAAUUGCUUGAAGCAAAGGAAAAAGUUUACCUUCGUGGUUUUUAUGACGGUACACUUUUAGUUGGCGAGUUUAAAGGGCAAAAGGUGCAAAAUAUAAAAAAGGAUAUACAGGAGAUGCUAGUGAAAAAGAAGGAAGCCAUGAUAUAUCAAGAGCCUGAGAAGCAGAUUAUUUCCCGAUCAGGGGAUGAGUGUGUGGUGGCACUCUGCGAUCAAUGGUACCUGGACUAUGGUGAAUCAAAAUGGAGAGCCGAAACCCAGAAGAACCUUGAUACCCUUGAGACCUAUCAUGAAGAAGUUCGCCGUAAUUUUGAGGCCACUCUUGAUUGGUUGAAAGGUCAUGCUUGUUCUCGAACUUAUGGUCUUGGAACUCGCCUACCUUGGGACGAAUCGUGGUUAAUAGAAUCGCUUUCUGAUUCUACAAUCUAUAUGGCUUAUUACACUGUCUGUCAUAUUUUGCAUAAAGAUGUUUAUGGUUUGGUGUAUGGCGAGUAUGGCAUCAGAGCUGAGGAAAUGACCCCAGAAGUAUGGGACUAUGUAUUUUACCAAACUAAUAAUGCACCAGAAACGAGUAUCAGGAAGGAAGCUUUAGAUAAAAUGCGUUGUGAGUUCGGUUACUGGUAUCCAGUGGAUUUGCGAGCUUCAGGCAAAGAUCUGGUACCAAACCAUUUAACAUAUUACUUAUACAAUCACACUGCAAUCUGGCCUACUCAACCUGAUAAAUGGCCUAAAGGAGUUCGUGCUAAUGGUCACCUUCUACUGAAUUCUGAAAAAAUGUCAAAAUCAACCGGCAAUUUCAUGACCCUUUCUGAUGCGCUUGACAACUAUGGGGCAGAUGGCAUGCGCCUUGCACUGGCUAAUUCAGGAGACUCUGUAGAGGAUGCAAACUUUGAAACUCAAUUUGCUGACUCUGGCAUACUUCGACUUUGGACAUUUGUUGAAUUGGCAAAAGAACUUCUGGCAGAGAAAAGUUCCAUGCGUACCGGGCCAACUACAUCAGUAAAUGAUAAGAUGUUUACAUCAGAGAUGAAUUUAAAAAUAAGAGAAACUGAGGACUACUAUAAAACGAUGAUGUUCAAGGAAGCUCUGCGCACUGGAUUUUUUGAGUAUAGUAAUUUGUUUCACCAAUAUCGGGAACGAGCACAAGUUCAGACUGGUUUACAUUGGGAUCUUGUACAUCGUUACCUCACUACGCAAGUAUUGCUGCUGGCUCCCAUUUGCCCCCACACAUGUGACUACAUUUGGCAAAAAAUUCUAGGUAACACAAGCUCUAUUCUUCAUGCAAGUUGGCCAACAGCCGAGGAACCAGAUAUUGUACUUGUUAAAGCUUCAGAGUAUCUUGCAGAUGCCUCUCAUCGUUUCCGACUACGUCUCAAGGCUCAUGCAAGUCCUGGCAAAGCUAAAAAGGGUGAAAAUCUUACCCCACCACAACCACCAUCACAUGGUACCAUAUGGAUUGCAAAGACUUUUCCCAAGUGGCAAAGUAUUAUUUUAACAACAAUGCAAGAUUUGUACAAAGCCAACAAUAAUUGCCUACCAGAUAACAAGGAAUUAUCAAAGUCACUGGGAAGCAACCCAUCUCUCAAAAAGUACAUGAAGAAAGCUAUGCCUUUUGCUCAAGCAGUAAGGGAAAGAAUGAACACAUUAGGGGAAAAUGCCCUUAAAGACACUGUGGACUUUGAUGAACGUAGCAUUUUGGAAGAGAAUAUCGACUAUCUACGUGGCACUUUAGAUCUGGAAGGUCUUCAAAUGUGUUGGACAGAGGAAUGUGACAAUGAACGCACUCAGGAGGAGGUGGUUCCUGGAGAGCCUUACCUGACCCUUUCUACAGCCCCUUCUAUUUUCUUAUCCUUAAUUAAUCCUCAACCCCAUGUUGGACUUUUUCAUUGUCAGCUGCCAAUCUACGAGAAAGACACAGUAGCUUCUAUGUCGGCUCGUCUGAAGAGACGAGAGCGUUUAGUAAAGCCAACUAUGAAAGUAAGUUUUCAUCGAUACAAAGACCCAAUAUUUGGACCACGUAUAAUCCCGAAUCUAGCUAAUCCUCUUCAAGACACUGAAGAACUGAAUGAGGAGAUUGUACUAACACUGAAAGAUAACAAUAUACAUUUUAUAUCAAAUGGUACUUCAGCAUUUGUAGGAACUAGAAUUUUGUAUAUAGUUCAGUAAAUAUAAAAUUAAACAAGUGUUGUUUUCAAAAUGCCCACAAAUUUGGCCAGGCUUUGACAACAGCCUGCUACUGGGAAUGCUAUUACAACUACUGUACCAACUAUCACCUGACCGUAAGUCAAGAGUUGAAAUCUCGGUAGAACUACUGUAUUGUAUAUUAAUUAUUUCACACAUUGUAAACUCAAUGGUUUAUUUUAAUUAUUACCAAUGACUGAUAAAUGCUGUGUAGGUUUCAGUGUAUACUUGAAAAAUGCUUUGGUUGCUGUUCAUGGGCCAAACGUAUUUAAACACUCCUAUUAGUUUUUUGUCCAUGAACCUGUUUAGAUAUUAACAGUUGUAUAAUUAAUAUACAUGUUCUGUACUGUACCAUACAUGUCUUAACUAAGUAGAGAAUCCCAAAACUAA
Procambarus clarkii (red swamp crayfish) is the source of this 4080-nucleotide messenger RNA. It is a transcript of the gene LeuRS, whose product is annotated as Leucyl-tRNA synthetase. NCBI's taxonomy places the organism in Eukaryota, Metazoa, Arthropoda, Malacostraca, Decapoda, Cambaridae. Gene Ontology annotation, biological process: leucyl-tRNA aminoacylation. The record is from RefSeq and is a predicted model, not a curated record. Gene Ontology annotation, molecular function: aminoacyl-tRNA deacylase activity; ATP binding; leucine-tRNA ligase activity.